AUGUCAGAAUCUCAACAAAACCAGGGGCAACCAGCCUCCCCCUCUCCUCCCCCUCCUGCUCCAGUCCAGUUAACCCCCGGACCGCGCGCAUCGCGACUCCAAGACAUCUACACCAAAGCCCUCCGCGCAACGCUCAAAGCAAACUCGUACGAAAACUUCGCGUCAUGUUUUCCUACCCCCGCCAGACACGUCCCUGCAAGUUUGGAGUCUGUACAUCGUCAAUUGAACGCAAAACUCGAGGAAGGCGCUACGGCUGAGUUUAACGAGAUCAUCAAAGAGCGCGAGGUAAUCAAGGGAUUGAAUGAGUUGGAUAGACUGGUCGGCGAAGCGAGACGGAGAAAAAGUCAGGAGGAGAGUGAGAGUGAUGUGCCUCCACAUAUGCUCGACGCAGAGGGUCUCUACAAAGCCCAUUUAACACCGUACCUGCAAGAAGCGCAGGUCGCGCUCAGCGCCAAGAUCGAAACUGCUCAGUCACAGAAUGCGGCGCUUGCGGAGAAAGUGCUAGCUCAAAGAAAAGAGAUCGAGUUAUUACUAUCGGGUCUAGAAGCUGUGAUGGCUGAUUUGGAGGGUUCGGCAAAGACGUCGACCAAGUACAGCAAGGCGCAUAAUCUACGACAGGAAAGCUUGCAGAUUGACGAGGAGAUGAAAAUGCAGACCGACUCUUGA
Talaromyces amestolkiae is the source of this 666-nucleotide messenger RNA. RefSeq lists its product as uncharacterized. Bases 1 to 666 code for a protein of 221 amino acids. The record is from RefSeq and is a predicted model, not a curated record. Gene Ontology annotation, cellular component: MIS12/MIND type complex. Gene Ontology annotation, biological process: chromosome segregation. Lineage: Eukaryota; Fungi; Ascomycota; Eurotiomycetes; Eurotiales; Trichocomaceae. The transcript has 2 exons.